UUGACAACCAACCGGUGCUUGACAAACUUGUCACCAUCAUCAUAAUUUUUUUCUUAUUCAAUAAAAAAAAAAAAUUGAUAAAGAAAAAGAUAAUUAUUUUUUGUUGAAAACGAAAGAAAAAGAAAAUCAAUUAAAAAAAAAAAAAUACCAAACAUAUAAAAAAGCGCACAUUUCAACACGAUGGAUCAGUUAAUAAAUGCUGAUGUAGUUCUCUAUGGAAUUCUCAGUUUAAUUAUUUUGGAAAAUGCUCUGGAAAUUUACAUAUCAUCGCGUCAGGUAAAAGUAUACAAAACCACCCAAACCGUCCCAAAAGAACUCGAAAAUGUUAUGAAUGAAGAAACAUUCCACAAAGCCCGCUUGUACGGCCUCGACCGUGAACAAUUUGGAAUUUUCAAAGCCAUCCUCAUGGAUGUCAUGCUACUAACAUUGGAAUUGUAUUUUGGUUUUAUUGCAUUCCUCUGGAGUAAGGCUGAAUUGUUGGCAAUUCGAUUGACACUCGAUCCUAGCAGCGAAAUAAUUGUCAGUUGUUUAUUCUUGGCUAUUGUCAGUUCAAUAAGCAUGGUCAAAGAUAUGCCAUUUAAAGUUUAUAAGACUUUUGUGUUGGAAGAAAAGCACGGAUUUAAUAAACAAACUGCUAGAUUCUUUGUAAUUGAUCAAAUUAAAGGGUUCCUAGUUUCGCAAGUAAUUUCAACGCCAAUUGUUGCGGCAAUUAUUUUUAUUGUCCAACGAGGUGGAGAGCAUUUCUUCAUUUGGUUGUGGUUGUUUACAGGAAUUGUCUCACUUGUUUUACUUACAAUUCAUCCAAUAUUUAUUGCUCCUCUUUUUGAUAAAUAUACUCCACUUGAAGAUGGCCCGUUAAGGGAAUCCAUUGAAAAUCUUGCUGCUUCGUUGAAAUUCCCACUUACAAAGUUGUAUGUGGUUGAUGGGUCUAAGAGAAGUGCCCACAGCAAUGCCUAUUUCUAUGGAUUGUGGGGAUCCAAGAGAAUUGUCUUAUUCGAUACUUUACUCUUAAACAAGGGAAAGAAAGAUGAUUCAGAGUUAAAAGAGGAAGAACGUGGAAAAGGAUGCACAGAUGAGGAGGUUUUGGCUGUGCUUGGACAUGAACUUGGUCAUUGGAAGUUGGGUCAUGUCACCAAAAACAUCGUCAUCAUACAAGUUCAUUUGUUGCUUAUGUUUGCAACAUUUGGAUAUCUCUUUCAAUAUGGUCCAUUUUAUGAGGCAGUUGGAUUUGAAGCUGGACAGCGACCCAUUUUGGUUGGACUACUUGUCGUUAUGACUUAUGUAAUGGCACCUUAUAACGCUUUGAUUAACUUUGGAAUGACAAUGUUGUCACGUAAAUUUGAAUAUGAAGCUGAUGCAUUUGCUCAAAAACUUGGAUUCUCGGAAUUGUUGAGCAAAGCUUUGAUUAAAUUGAAUUUGGAUAAUUUGGGUUUCCCGGUUUACGAUUGGUUGUAUUCGUCGUGGAAUCAUUCACAUCCAACGCUGUUGCAACGUAUGGAUAGGCUGAAGGAAAUUGAAGAAGCAUCAAAGAAGACAAAUUAAAUUUAAAUUAAAAAAAAAAAAAAAAAAUAAUGAAAUAAGAAUUUUAAUUUCUCUCAAUGGAUGCAGGGUAAAUCACGCGUUUGUAACAUUGAACGCGGAUGCCAUAAGCUUCUUUUUUUUUUUGUCCGCUUUAGUUUUUAGAUUUAUAAAUCUUUGAUUUGAUUUUAUAAUAAUGAACAAAAAACAAACAAAUUUUUUUUUGUAUUUCCAUCCUUUUUUCGUCUUUUUGUCGAUCAAAUAUACUUUUAUAUUAUUUAUUGGCGAAAA
Molecule: messenger RNA, 1809 nt
Organism: Episyrphus balteatus (marmalade hoverfly)
Lineage: Eukaryota; Metazoa; Arthropoda; Insecta; Diptera; Syrphidae
Product: CAAX prenyl protease 1 homolog
Exons: 2
Coding region: 181-1542 (453 amino acids)
Biological process (GO): CAAX-box protein processing
Cellular component (GO): endoplasmic reticulum membrane
Molecular function (GO): metalloendopeptidase activity
Source: RefSeq, a predicted model, not a curated record